Molecule: messenger RNA, 823 nt
Organism: Tricharina praecox
Lineage: Eukaryota; Fungi; Ascomycota; Pezizomycetes; Pezizales; Pyronemataceae
Product: Cgr1 family-domain-containing protein
Exons: 3
Coding region: 290-691 (133 amino acids)
Source: RefSeq, a predicted model, not a curated record
GGGACACCGGAGCCGGCAUUGAGAUAUGUAGAGGCCCAUGGACAAUCAAGGCAAUCCAGUAGGGAAAGACUGGGUUACUCUACUGUACUCAUGCAGUUUGCACCACAGCUCCGAGCUCCGUUAUGUAACUACCGAGACCAGCUAGUGCCGCUGGGCUGCAGGGCCGAGCCCUCAGCAGCAGAGCCGCACGUUAAGUUCCGAACCGAGAUUUCAAGUAAGCACAAGCUUCGCGAUUCUUCUUUUUCUUCUUGCAAGCCCGCGACAUCCCACACACGACACGAUCGCGAAAAUGUCCGACUCCGCCUCUUCGCCUGCCGCGUCGCCCUCUGCCGCUUCGCCCUCCGCCACCACCACCACACCGGCCUCAAUCGAGGUCAAGGGCGCCCGCAAGAAUGGAAAACAGUGGAAGGAAGUCAAGAAGCAGUUCCGGCCCGGCAUGAAGUCCGCGCGCAAAUCGUACGACGAGCGACAAGCCGAGCGGGUUGCGGUCAGCGCCAUGAAGGCGAGGGAGAAGGAGAUGAAGGAUGAGAAGGCGCAGAAGAAGAAGGACCUGAUCCAAACACUCAAAGAGCGCCGCGAAAAGGCCGAGGAGAAGGUGCGCUUCGAGAAGCUGGCGGCACGCAUGCACCAGAAGAAGAUCGACCGCAUGAAGAGACGCGAGAAGAGGAAUAAGGCGCUCAAGGAACGGUAGUCGGAAUCAUUAAAAGCGAUUUGUGUUUAUGGGGCUUUUUUUUGUGUCUUGUCAAUGAAUUUCAUCAGCGUGGAAUACCUACUAUACCCCCAUCCAUGGGCGCGAGCGUGUGUGGUGUGUCGAGUGAUUGGU